CGCCAAAUAGUUCCGGCUCCCCAGCACUUAGCUACUUCAAGUCUUUGGUUCCAUCACAAGUUUCCAGCAUGAAGAUGAGGAAUCUUCUUUUUGGGGUUAUUCUUAGUCUUUUCGCUGUUGUCCACUCAACACCUCUAACUAUUGCGCUCCAGGACGAUGUUUACCGAGAGGCUGUGACAGACGGAUACCUCGUCGCUCAUGAUUUUGCAGCUUCCCUCACAACCAACUCGCCCAAAAUCAACACAACCGUUCCAGCAUCCCGGCCGACGUCCUCUGAGUCUAAAGACGGUGGCUUGGUGGAGGGCAGUGGGGACAGCGAUGACAACGCCAUGUUCCCUCGGGAUGAAGGUGACUCCAACUCAGAAUCUUCGGCGACUGAAAGCCCUGAGUCUGGCUUUACCUCCUUGCCAGAGCCAAAUGAGGCCAUGACCAAAGACAGUGACCUGAUGGAAGCCAGUGGGGACACCGGUAACAUCUUCGUGACCUCCACGUUCCCCCAGGAUGGAGAGGACUCCAGCUCUGAAUCUCCUACCACUGAAAGCCCUCAGUCUGGCCUCACCUCUUCAUCAGAGCCAAAUGAAGCCAUGCCUACAGAGAGUUACCUGUUGGAGGGCAGUGCUGAAGGAGUCGAGUUCUUAACCUCUACUGUGUCCCCUCAGUCUCAAACUACUGACCCCGCUGUCUCCACCACUGACCUCCUUGGUUCUGGUUCUGGUUCUGGUUCUGGUUUAGAAUCUGUAAGUGAGGAUAUCACCUUUACCACCAUCACAGACACCACGGCUGCUGCUGAAAUUGUACCACGAUUCAUUAUGCCAAACACAGCAAUGAAUGUAGUAGGUGAGGGCUCAAUCCAAACCAAACUGCUUUAUAAUGGAUCUCCAAAGCCUCAACUACCCAUCAGUCCAGAAAGAACACCAAGCUGGAUCAUCAUCGUUGGCUUUAUUGUCGGCGUUGCAGCACUGGUAAUGCUCUGUGUUGCCAUCGCCACCAGAGACAAGUGGAAUGGACCAAGCCAGGCGUACCAGGUGGAGACCCAGACUAACUCCUCAAACCAGCAGAGGGGGCUAGAGAUGGAGACAUUCCUGCAAAAAGAAAAGCCCAGGGAGAAUGGAAAGGCAGCAGAGUACACAGUCAUUCCCCUGGAUGAGCUUCCAGAUGAUUAUUCAUCACACUGAAAUUCAGAGACUGACCAUGUGGAGGCUUGAGACUCACCACUGAACUACGAGAGGGCAUUUGGAGCGGAUGAAUUUGAUCAGCUGUCGGUUCUGUUGAGCGUUCCUGUGGACUUUCACAUUGCUGGGCCCGGUCAGAAUCAGAAUCAUUGGUCGGGAUUUUCCCAUAUGACUUUCAAAAACUGUUUUCAUUUUCUUCAAUUUGAAACUCCAGCACUAUUUCGGUUGUUGUAUUUAUUGCAAUAUAAACUCUUGUCAAGCACAAGUGUGUGGUUGGGUGACAAACAUGCCAUUUAUUUCAAGCAAAGCUGAAAAGUCUUUACAGUGUUUUUUAUUUCCUGUUUCCCAUUGUAAAUAACGUUUUUUAUCUGUCUGGUGAAAAUAUCUCUUAAGUAUUUUGUUAUAACAUUAUUUGAAAUCUUUUAAUAUUAUUGAGGACUGUGUUGUGGAUUGUAACUUAUAUUAAGGUGCCUUGUUUUCCCUGUAUUUACUGUGGAGUCUCUAUACCAAACAGCCCACUAAAACUCAUUAUCUUCUCCCGACAACCUACACAGUGCUUCAGCUGUUGCAACAAGCAUUUAUGGAACGUUGAUAUUCUGUAUCACACCCACCCUCCUCUGAGAAAUAAACACAACGGCAGCUCAUCAAUAAACAUUUAUUUGUUUCAGUUCAUAUUUACACACAAGUAUUAAAACAUUUACACACUUUCGGUCCAUUUGCCUGACAAAUAUUAUAUUUGUGCACUGCUCUGAGUUUAUUUAGUACGAGUGCAUUCAAUCCUGCUCGUGCUUAGUCAAGUCAACGUCGAAAGAAGUUUUUGCAUUGCAAUGAAAGUCGGACACAAGGAAACUGUUGAACACACUCUUGGAUCAAGAUGUGGAUAGAAUCAAAAAGAUAGAUAGAAAAUAUACAUUUUAGUACCUAAAGGUUGUACAAUUUUACAUGUUCAUAGAAAACACUUGCUACACUCGGCCAGUUGACUAAGACAUAAACUUUUAUACAUCAAGGCCCAAUAACAAAUAAAAAUGGAUGGAGAAUGGAUGUGAUGAAUUGCCGAAUAAUGGGUUUUGACAUUAAAUCAGGGCUUGCUGAUGAUUACUGAGGAAGACUCUCUUCCAUUUUGGAGGAAGGCAGUGCUUGUGCCAAAAAAAAACCUGAUGGCUUGUCAAGGUCUCAAAACACGCAGACACACUGUAGCUGCCCACACCAGUAUUUCACACACAUGCUCACAAACUUGCGGUAGUGUGCA
Molecule: messenger RNA, 2421 nt
Organism: Acanthopagrus latus (yellowfin seabream)
Lineage: Eukaryota; Metazoa; Chordata; Actinopteri; Spariformes; Sparidae
Product: cell wall protein IFF6-like
Exons: 5
Coding region: 69-1175 (368 amino acids)
Source: RefSeq, a predicted model, not a curated record